CCUCCACCCAAGAAGAACAAAAAAAUGUCCUCGCCGGCUGUCGUCAUCAGUGACUUCUCUGGCGAGAAUGAGCGCCUACUGACCGACGCAUUCGGACGUCCUAAGGCUUGGAGAAGCCCUGUUAUUGCUUUGGACGCGGAGGGAGUGGACUUGGGUCGUCUUGGCAGAUUGUCUAUCGUGCAAUUGGCUACCUCGGAUGGCACUUGUUUCAUUCUAGACGUGCUCGACAAAAAGAAAGACGACCUUCUCGCGUGCUGGCUAAGGGACUUGCUGGAGGAUGAUUUACGACUCAAAAGUAAGCGCAAUUACAACAACAAUGAAAUUGAUAAUUGUGAUUCGUUAAUUUUUUUUCUGUCGGUAACAACUAACACAGUACAACUAGACGAGGGUAUUUGUUCCCUAGUAGAUUGAUGAGAGAUCACGAAGAUGAGGACACUUGAGGACGAAAGAGCAUGAGUAUGCACUUGUACAACUACCUGAAAGGUUGUUGACCACCGUGAAGUACUAUAACAAUAGCACAAAAAAGCUCAACACCUAUUCUAAUUGCUGGUGUCGAAAAAAUCAUCCACGACUGCCGCAUGGAUAGCGAUGCGCUCUGUCACCUCACCACCUGGACAUCCGUCUGA
Molecule: messenger RNA, 626 nt
Organism: Amoebophrya sp. A25
Lineage: Eukaryota; Dinophyceae; Syndiniales; Amoebophryaceae
Source: the annotation of a GenBank genome assembly